AUGCCUCCCAAUGGCACGAGUGUUACAAUCACGAACCCUCUCGUGCUCUACAGGAGUCUGAUAGCAACCCAGCAAAUUCGCCCCGAUCCGGGACAGCAUCGACUAGCGUUGCACUUGCAAAAGCUCUACGAUCAGCUAAAAGACUACGAGCCUAGCAUAGAAUAUUCAAAACGUCUCAAUCAACUGACUCGAGCUGUCAGUGCCGGCCAAGACGUCCCACCACCACCAUCCACUGCUACUGCGGAGCUGGGCAGCUUCGACAGGAGCUGGAUAUGGAGGACCCUUGUGAACCAGAAAGAGCAGCGCGACUCACGGGCUUUAACACGCGUUCUGACUGAUCAUGAUCAAGCCAUGAAGCUCGAGAGCCCAAGAGGGUUGAUGCUCCACGGCGAAGUCGGGACCGGCAAAUCCAUGCUCAUCGACUUGUUUCAGGAGUGCUUACCGAACCGCAAGAAGAAGCGGUGGCAUUUUGAUACUUUCAUGCUGCACACCAUCUCGCGUCUGGAGCAACUUCGCAAGUCCCGUGCACUGACACGGACUGCCGACGGACAGGACGAGUAUUCCUUGCUGCUCGUAGCGCGCGAUCUCAUCGAGACAAGUCCGAUUCUGUUCCUUGACGAGUUUCAGUUCCCAGAUCGCGUGGCCAGCAAGAUCUUGUCGAAUUUGAUGACGAGCUUCUUCCAGCUCGGUGGUGUACUCAUAGCAACCAGCAACCGCAUGCCAGACGAACUGGCCAAAGCUGCGGGUGUCGAGUUUGCUCGUCCGGCUCCAGGUGGAGCGUUCAGCAAGCUGGGCUGGGCGAACCGUGCGGCUGGAUUCCGCGCGAAGAACGACGGAGCCGGGCAGAAGGGCGAGUUCUUCCAGUUCCUUGAGGUGUUGAAGGCGCGAUGCGAGGUAUGGGAGAUGGAGGGUAAGAAGGACUAUCGAAAGCUGGAGGUGGAAGAGGGUGGGGGUGCGCGAACCUUACCAUCUGCGUCAGACACUGAUGACGCCGUGUCCAUUGCGACAGCAGGUCUUCCUACUGGUAGGGCCACCGAAACAGAUUCAUCAGAGCCCGCGUCGAAUUCCGAGGCCACACUGCCAAAGAACUAUCUCAUCCAACCCACAACCGUUGAAGAGAUGACCACUUUUGCUGAAACAUUCAACGCCAUCAUCGAGCGUGCAACCUCCCACGCAUACCCCAUCCCAUGGGAACCAGCAACACUCACUGUCUACGGUCGCCGCGUCGACAUCCCCGCCCAACACAACGGCGUGGCCUUUUUCACGUUUGAGGAGCUGUGCGGCGCGGUCCUCGGCCCCGCAGAUUACGUCUCCCUGGCCUCGACGUACCACACCUUCAUCGUGACGGACGUGCCAAUCCUCACGUUCGUCCGCAAGCACGAAGCGCGGCGCAUGAUCACGCUGCUCGACGCGCUCUACGAAGCGCGAUGCCGGCUGCUCAUCACCGCCGCCGCGGGGCCAGACGAGACCUUCUUCCCGGCUCCCGAGGGCGCGACCAACGAGGCAGGCGAAGAGAUGGUCGACGACGCCGUGUACCCGGAAACGUACUCUGAGAUCCACCAAGACCUCACGUCCCCCUUCCGGCCCAACAUCUCGUCGUACGGCACCAACACGCGCGCCAUGCCCGACGACGCGCUCGAAGACGACCCGCCGAACCGUGCGCGCCGCAUGGCCGGGCUGUCCGAGUCGGACUACGGGGAUGAAGAAGCCAAGAUCCGAGAGCAGGCCAAGAAGCCUGAUUUCGCCAACGUGCGCGGACUGACGGGCGAGGACGAGGUGUUUGCUGUGAAGCGCGCACAGAGCCGCAUCUGGGAGAUGUGUUCGGGACGGUGCAAGCCAGGGGUGGUGGCGACCGCUAGCGCGAGAAAGCAGACACUGGGAGGGCAGCAGCGAGACAAGCACCACAAGCACAAGCAGCGCCUCUGUAAGAGUGCCGCCCAACACGGCCAUCCUGCCCGAGUUGGCCACGGAGAUCCGCGUCCAGGACUCGCCUCUGCGGGUGGAGGGAGAAAAGGCGAUGCGGCCUCGGGCUCGGCCGCAGUGGGAAAACAGGAAUGCCUCGGCAGACGUGCCCAGAGACAGCCAGGUCUUCAGCGAGGCGGAAAUGGAGAAGAUGUUCCGGCACGGGGCGAGUCCGUUUCGGUCGACGGCGGAGGCGCCGCCAAGGUUCAGCGAGGCGCACGCUUGGGGGGUGGGGGCGUGGGGGAAGAAGGCUGGGGCGUGGGGAAGGGGGUCGAGGGGUUGGGGGAGCAGAGGCGGGAGCGCGGUGGUGGUGCUGGCGAGGAGAGGAAACCGCGAGAGGGCGAGGGCGAGGGCGAGGGCGAGACGGAGACGAAGACGAAGUUGGGUACGGGUACGGGUCAGGGUGGAUUGUGA
Molecule: messenger RNA, 2376 nt
Organism: Ascochyta rabiei
Lineage: Eukaryota; Fungi; Ascomycota; Dothideomycetes; Pleosporales; Didymellaceae
Product: Peroxisome-assembly ATPase
Exons: 3
Coding region: 1-2376 (791 amino acids)
Cellular component (GO): cytoplasm; mitochondrion
Molecular function (GO): ATP binding; ATP hydrolysis activity
Source: RefSeq, a predicted model, not a curated record